This is a messenger RNA of Plutella xylostella (diamondback moth), 1991 nucleotides long. It is a transcript of the gene RnrS, whose product is annotated as ribonucleoside-diphosphate reductase subunit M2. Gene Ontology annotation, cellular component: cytosol. Gene Ontology annotation, molecular function: ribonucleoside-diphosphate reductase activity, thioredoxin disulfide as acceptor. Gene Ontology annotation, biological process: deoxyribonucleotide biosynthetic process. NCBI's taxonomy places the organism in Eukaryota, Metazoa, Arthropoda, Insecta, Lepidoptera, Plutellidae. The record is from RefSeq and is a predicted model, not a curated record.
ACGAGUUCAUUGAUUUCAAAACGUCAUUCAUGUUGGGCGCAAAUUCUUUCGCUUGCACAUUUUAAUAAAUUGUAAAUUAUUAUCAGUUCUAUUUGCUCUACAAAAUUGUUUCAGGCUUAAAUAGUGAAUUGUUUUGGCCUUCAUAAGUAAAAUGGCCUUAAUGAAUGACAAGGAAAACCUGUACAAUGGACUUAACAACGUACACAUCAAAUCUCCGGUUAAAAACAACGUAUUAGUGGAGCGUAACAACAUUGACAAAGACGAUACUAUGGAGGUAGUAAAAACAGAAGAAGCGACACAAGAAUUUGACCCGCAAUUGGAGCCCUUGCUGCGUGAGAACCCGCGCCGGUUUGUGAUCUUCCCGAUUCAGUACAAAGAUAUUUGGCAAAUGUACAAAAAGGCGGAAGCUUCUUUCUGGACCGUUGAAGAAGUUGACCUCUCAAAGGAUCUAUCAGAUUGGGAAAGCCUGAAAGACUGUGAAAGGCAUUUUAUCAAACAUGUCUUGGCAUUCUUUGCUGCUUCUGAUGGGAUUGUUAAUGAGAACCUUGUGGAAAGGUUCUCCCAGGAAGUGCAAGUGACUGAAGCUAGAUGCUUCUACGGAUUCCAAAUUGCCAUGGAGAAUGUACAUUCUGAAAUGUACUCAUUACUUAUUGACACUUACAUCAGAGAUCCUAAGGAAAGGGAUUUCCUGUUCAAUGCUGUUGAGACCCUCCCCUGUGUAAAGAAGAAGGCUGACUGGGCGAUGCAGUGGAUCGGCAGCAAGACCGCAACAUUCGGUGAAAGAAUAGUAGCAUUCGCGGCAGUUGAGGGCAUCUUCUUCUCUGGCAGUUUCGCAUCCAUCUUCUGGCUUAAAAAGAGAGGGCUCAUGCCCGGACUGACCUUCAGCAAUGAAUUGAUCUCCAGAGAUGAGGGCCUCCACACAGACUUUGCCUGCCUGAUGUUCAAGCACCUAGUCCAGAAGCCUUCCAAGGAGCGAGUGCUGACCAUCAUCAAGGACGCCGUGGUCAUCGAGCAGGAGUUCCUAACAGAUGCUCUGCCCGUCAGACUACUUGGAAUGAACUGUGAGCUCAUGUCCGAGUACAUCGAGUUUGUAGCCGACAGGCUACUCAUGGACCUCAAUGGUGAAAAGCACUACAACACAAAGAACCCAUUCAACUUCAUGGACCUGAUCUCGCUCGAGGGUAAGACCAACUUCUUCGAGAAGAAAGUGGGAGAGUACCAGAAGUGGGGGGUGAUGGCCAACCCUAAUGACAACGUCUUCACGCUGGACGCAGAGUUCUAAAUAUCACAUUUGACUAAAUGGCUGAUUUCAUUGGCUAAACUGGAAUUAAUAUAUUUAAUCGCACAGAGAGUGCAUUAAGAUACUGACUAGGAAUAAUUCACCCAGUUUAGUCAAUAAAAUCGGCAGACAGUAUUAUUUUUAGGAUAAUUGCCGACUGAAACCUCUUUACAUGUAUCAUGUAAUGUAAACCCAGUUUGAUUUGACUUAUUUUAUUGCAAUAAUUUUUGGAAUUAACUAUUAGCAGUGUAAGUAAUUAUCGGUCUUUCAGAUAAAGACGUUUCUACUUAUAAGUUUAAAUAAUAAGUGAUAAAGCUUUUACUAGGUAAUAAGGACAAAAGUUCGUACCGGUUGACCCGUGUGAUUGAGAUAUAAUGAUAAUAAAGUUCAGACUUUAUUUUGAAUACUUAUUUGAUAAUGCAAUAUAAAUAUUAUACAUACUUACUUAAAUAUUUUUAAUUUCUACACAUCAAGUACAAUAGUGCGUUAGCGACUUUUUUUAACGACAUUCAUUUGUUUUCACGAUACUUUGGACAUUUACUGUACGUUUUGUAUUAAUUUUAGUUUUUUUGCGGUAAUUUCUCGUAAUAAUUUAAGACGCACUAAGAAAUGGUGACUUAUUAUGAAAGGAAACGCUUUGUGUGAUAUUGAUAUCGUAAUAAUAUUGGGUACCUAUGAAAUAUUUGUAGCACAAUAAAUAUUUUUCACAAGA